Messenger RNA from Syngnathus acus (greater pipefish), 2527 nucleotides. RefSeq names its product zinc finger protein OZF-like. Gene Ontology annotation, cellular component: nucleus. Lineage: Eukaryota; Metazoa; Chordata; Actinopteri; Syngnathiformes; Syngnathidae. Gene Ontology annotation, biological process: regulation of transcription by RNA polymerase II. Bases 268 to 2091 code for a protein of 607 amino acids. The record is from RefSeq and is a predicted model, not a curated record. The transcript is spliced from 3 exons. Gene Ontology annotation, molecular function: RNA polymerase II transcription regulatory region sequence-specific DNA binding; DNA-binding transcription factor activity, RNA polymerase II-specific.
AACUUCCGACGCGGUUUUACUUCCGUACCCAUCUCAUCACGUACCCAUCUCAUCACGUACCCUCCGCUAAAUAUUUUUUAUACUAGUUCUUAACUGACGGAAUCCUCUACGCUGCACUUCUGUACGUAUAUAAACAACUAAAACAUCAUUUAUUCAUAUUGUCGUUCGGAACCUCAGCCCAGUUUGUUUUAGCAGAGUUAUAAAAGAGACAUCAAAGAGACCCUAAACAACGAUCGAAAGAGAGCGUGUUAGGAUUUUCGCCUAGAAAUGUGUGCAAGAACGACAGCAAUAUAUAUCGGGAAACGUCCAGGGCCAAAAGAGGAGAACGAGCGACAAAGUUAUCAACUCCACGACAUUGUUUGGAAGCAGCUUCGAGUUGUGUUACGCAGAGCAGACGUAAGUGAAAAAUAUCUUCGUCAUGAACAACGGGAGCCAGAGUACCCUCACAUUAAAAAGGAGAACGAAGAGCCGCUCAAAGAGGAAGAAAACAAUGAUAUUGCCAAUUUGUCCUCGAACUUUGUGUCUUUCAAGAGUGAAGAAGACAAAGUUCAAACUGAGGAGAGCCAAAAGGCGCAGCCUCCAAGCAGCGGCUCAAGUCAUCACAUGACAACAGAAGAUGUCAGUAAAAAAAAUCUUAGUCUUGAGCAACAGGAGCCAAAGUGCCCUCUCAUUAAAAAGGAGUAUGAAGAGCCGCUCCGCAUCAAAGACGAAGAAAUGUUCUUGAGUGAAGAAGACAAUGUUCAAAGUGAGCAGAGCAGAGGGACAGUGCGUCCAAGCAGCGGCUCAAGUCCACACGUGACAUCAGAAUGGGAUCGAGACUACUGUGGAAAGUCACCAGCAGAUUGUGACAUCACGUCACACUUUGACAAUGAUCUUAUGACAUUUCCCAAUGACAGUAAAUUCUGGGGUUGUUCUGAUUGCGGUAAGAAAUUUAGUUCAAAGGGGCAUUUGAAAGUUCACUUCAGAAUACAUACUGAAGAGAAAUCUUUUACCUGUUUGGUUUGUGGUAAAUGUUUCUCUAAAAAGGCAAGUUUAACAAAGCACAGAAGAAAACACGCUGGAGAGAAACUUUUUGCCUGCUCAGUUACACACACUGGGGUGAAACGUUUUGAAGAUGAUGGAGAUGACUGUGGAGAAUCACAAGUUGAUAGUGACAGUAGUUUGUCACAUUUCCCAGAGGAAGAGGAGGAGCUGGAAGAAGAGGGUGAAGAGUUGGAGGAGGAACCCUCCAAAUAUGAUAAGGGAGGUCACCCGAGCAAAUGCUGGAAAUGUUCUCAGUGUGGGAAUACGUUUGCUUCAAAGAGGAAUUUAAAAGUUCACACAAGAACACAUACUUGUGUAAAACGGGUCGCCUACUCAGUUUGUGGUGAAGGAGUCUCUCAAAAAAUAUGUUUGAAAAGGCACACUGAAGAAGAACCUGAUGCCUGCUCAAUCUGCGUUGAAAUAUUCUCUCAAAAGGCCGAUUUAAGAGCACACAAAAGAAACCACACGAUGGACAAAGAUUUUGUCUGCUCUAUUUGUGGAAAAAUAGUAUCUUCAAAGGCAUGUUUAAUAAGACAUACAUUAUUACACACUGGCGAAAAGCUUCAUGCCUGCUCAGUUUGUGGUAAAAGAUUUUCUCGAAAGUCGCAUGUGACGAGACACGAAAUAAUUCACACUGGAGAGAAAUUGUUUGGCUGCUCAGAGUGUGGUCGAAAUUUUUUGAUGAAGUCCCAUUUAAAAGAACACCAUAAAACCCAUACUGGGGAGCAACCUUUUGCCUGCUUAAUUUGUGGAAGAAGAUUCGCCGCAAAAGGCAAUUUGACAGUACACAUAAGAACACACACUGGAGAGACACCAUUUGAAUGCUCACUUUGUGGGCUGAGAUUCGGUGAAAAGAAGCAAUUAUCCAGACACGUUAGAAAACAUGGUCAAAAACCUUUUGCAUGCUCAAUUUGUGGUGCAAAAUUCUAUUUAAAGGAGAAUUUAAUACGGCACGCAAGAACGCACACAGGUGAGAAACCAUUCAGUUGCAGUGUCUGCUGUAAAAGCUUCACAUUUCAGCACCACAUUAAGAUCCACAAGUGUGUAGGUAAUGAAGCUUCAGCAUAAACAGAAACAAAUAGACUGGCUUGGAAUCAUUGACUUAUUCCCUACUUCAAACACCAGGAAAUUGGACCGCAUCAUACGUGUCCUCAAAUCAUUACACUGGCUUCCAGUAAAUCAAACAUUAGAUUUGAAAAAUCUUGCUGCUGGUCAAUAAAUCUCUAAACCAGUGGUUCUUAACCUGGGUUUGAUCAAACCCUAGGGGUUCGGUCAGUCGGUCUCAGGGGUUCGGCAGAGCCUCCACUGCGGAGGGCCGAACACCUGAAUGUCGUGUAAAUUCGUGAUAGCGCAUAUCUGAACUGGUCUCGUAAAGGCACCAGCAGAAGUCAUACUGAUUUGCUGGUAUGUCAUUUGUUGAGUUCAUGUAUAGUGUUGGUUUUAUUCUUUGAACAAGGUGAUGUUCUUGCACUGCUCAUUUUGUGCACCAGGAAAAAACAUCGAU